Molecule: messenger RNA, 2541 nt
Organism: Mobula hypostoma (lesser devil ray)
Lineage: Eukaryota; Metazoa; Chordata; Chondrichthyes; Myliobatiformes; Myliobatidae
Product: type I iodothyronine deiodinase-like
Exons: 4
Biological process (GO): thyroid hormone metabolic process
Molecular function (GO): thyroxine 5'-deiodinase activity
Source: RefSeq, a predicted model, not a curated record
UCCAUUGGAGCAGCUAGCUUUUUGCAGAGAUGGGGAAAUUAGUGGUGUACGUAAAGAGUUUGAGCUUGCUAAUAUUUUUUUGCUUGCAAGCAUUAGUUGGUAAAUUUAUGCUGCUUCUCUUUCCUGAAACUGUGAAGAAAGUCAUGCUGAAAUCUGGAUUGAAAACAUUCAUGACUCAAAAUCCAAAAUUCAAAUACGAAGACUGGGGACCAACAUUUUUCACUUUCAGCACCGUGAAAGCAGUAGCCAAAAUUCUAUUGACAAAUAUUGGAGAUGAAGCUUUCGAGGGCGCCUUUGCGCCCAAUACACGAGUUAUUGACUUCGACAACAAAGAACAUCGAGUGCUUGAUUUCUCGAGGGAUAAUCGACUACUGGUGUUGAAUUUUGGAAGUUGCACCUGACCUCCGUUUCUUUUUCGCUUUGAUGAGUUCAAAAAUCUUGUCAAAGACUUCAAAUCUGUGGCUGAUUUUCUUAUUGUCUACAUUGAAGAAGCGCAUGCUACAGAUGUCUGGGCAUUCAAGAACAAUGUGGAUAUUAAAAAACAUCAAACAUUAAAUGAUCGUAUCAAUGCAGCAAGGAUCUUGCUAAAAGAGGAGCCUCCCUGUCCAAUUGUAGUUGACUCUAUGGAUAAUAUGACUUGUGCUAAAUAUGGAGCCAUGCCAGAGAGACUGUACGUGGUGCUCAAUGGCAAAAUCAUUUACAAGGGUGACGUGGGACCUUGGGGAUACAAACCAGAAGAAGUACGAUUAAUUUUGCAAAACCAAAGUUAAACCACAUGUUGGCAGAGUUUUCAGUACUGGUAUAAUCUACUGAGAAAGCUUUCUUUGACUUUUUCAUAUGAUCAAGCCUAAUUGUAUAUUGAUCUGAGUAGUUUUCAUUUUCAUCUUGAUAAUUUUCUCAGUUUGAAUUGCUAUGACUGGGAUAUGAUGGUUUGAAAAUGAGGACAGGUAACUUUGUAUUUUAUGUUUUAAUAUAAAUUGUACUAAUUACUAAAAGUUUAAAUGAAAUUUUCAGUUAGGGCUGGUGGUGGGAUAUGCUUGAUAAAUUACUGCUUUCUGAAACAUUCAAUUUCACAAUACUAACAAAUGAAAAAGAACGGAUUCCUGUUUUCAAAUGUUUUUAUUGUGAAGCAACAUCAGCUUAAAGUACAAUGCUGCUUUUUUUCUUUUAUAACAACAUAAUGAAAGUCAAAUGAAUGUAUACAUAGUAAACAAGCAAAAAGCAAAGGAAACCCUACCACUUUGUCUCCUUUCCCCUUCCCAGCCCUACCCUCCCCUCACCCCUCCUGUAUGUGCUGUUUGGGUCCCACCGCCCCCCACACUUGGGUGCUAAACUUGGGUUUAGCAUCCCCAAUGCUAAACCCAAGUACACUUUACAACACCUGGGUUUUGCUUUCAGUAUGUGGAACACAAGAAUGCUUACCAUUUACCACAUAAUUCAAAUAAUUCACCACCAUUCUCUCCUACUAAAGUGGACAACAAUUAUGAAUGUUGCAUGCAUCUGCCAAUUCUUUGUGCACUUGUUCAAACUCUAAAUCACCUCGAGCCUCCUUGCAACUCAAUUCCACUAAAUUUUAUAUUAAUGUCAAACUUCAGGUAAUUAAAUUUCUUCCCUCAUCUAAAUCAUUGAUAUAUUGUGAAGAGCUAAGGCCCAAAUACUGAUUAUGGUGCUAUUUAUAAUUAUUAUUGCCAGUCAUUUUAUUCCAAUUGUGACACUUGUCAACCAAUUUUUGAUCAUGCCAUUAUUCUAAUAAUCAUGCUCUUUAGUUUUUAAAGGCAAAGGUUAGAGUGUAAAGUUAUCUGAAAAUUCAUGUACAGCACAUCCAUUGGCUUUCCACUAUUUUUACUUUUUUUUAUUUUAAACAAUUUUGCAGUGUAAUCUAGUACAUUGAUCAGAUGACUUCCUUUCCAGAAAUCCAUGCCAAUUUCUCAUGUUAACAAAUCUUAUUUUCCUGCUUCUUUUCCAUCCAUUUUUUCAAAUUUCUAGAAUUUAAAAACCCAAUCAUAACGAUUAUUCUGCUUCACUUAGCAUUUAACAAGUUUGGAACGUCAACCACUAGGGGUGUAAUGAUUUUAGCUAUGUUAUUUAUGAAGAUUGCAGCCAAAAUUAAGGCUGUAGUCUAAUGUUGUGAAAUAUGGCUAAGAUCAUUUAAAUCUGUGGAUGAAGUUUUUUUUAUUCUGGACUAUUAAACAAUUAUUCUACACAUACUUUGCAUAUCUGUGUAUUUAAAAGGAGUGAAAUUUUUUAAUUAUAUCUGAAUUAUUAUAAAGCUGUUUCAAUCCAUUCUGAUGAGUUGAAACAAUUUUGAAAUAAAGUAUCUUCAGUUUGAAAAUGUUUCAAUGCACCAUUUGGAUUUUGAUCAAAUAUUUUCCAGAAUGACCAAUAAAGGCUGUAAUGUUGCAAAGCCAUGAGUUUAUUCAGAAGAAUAAGAAUGUACAUAACAUUAAUUGCUUAACAAACCUGGACUUCACAAUUCAAUCUUCCCCUUUACAAAGUUAACAGUUGUGUUCUAUGGACUUAAGUGAUUUCCUCUGUACCUUC